AUGUCGAGCCCGCAGCCUAGCCAGGCAACGCCGGGUGCUGCAGCAGAAGAUGCACCUCAAGUUGUGGAGCGCCCGGCUGGCAAUUUGAGGAAAAGUGUCUCUGCACCGGCUCUCCAGGAAGGGCCCUUGCAGAGAAGCAGUCGCGGUCGCUGGAAGCCCUUGUUUCGAGAUCCAACUUUCGGUGGAAGCGUUGUCGGCGGAGAGCACAGAAAGGGAAGGCAAAGUUUCAAGCAGACACGCAGCAGCUUUGUGUUUGAGGAUGAGGCGGAGGUCUUGCUUUCAUCCCAUGAUGGUCGACAGAGGACCGGGACUGGCGAGGGCAUCUCCGAUCGGCUACAGGCAGUUUGGAAAAUCGUGGUGCAAAACGAGGAGGAUAAGCCCGACGCCCCUCCCACGCCCUCCUUGCUGGACAUCUUGGCUCCGCCGGAGACGACGCUUCCAAGAAUCGAGACUUCGAGCCGCGGCCUCUGUGAGGGACACGAUGGACACACCAACUUGCUCCAGAAGUUCUGGAACUUGCUCCAGAACCUGGUGCACAAGCAGUCACUAGCAGUCACUAGCAGUCCCUAG
Messenger RNA from Symbiodinium natans, 570 nucleotides. NCBI's taxonomy places the organism in Eukaryota, Dinophyceae, Suessiales, Symbiodiniaceae. The record is from the annotation of a GenBank genome assembly.